AUGUAAGUGUUAUUAAGAAAACCUACUUUAAAAAGAAUUUUAAAUAUAAAAAAGAGAAUUAGUCUCCACUACAAAUUGCUGUUUUAGGACAUAUCAGAGCAGAAUCUUGGACAAAACUUUUCGAAGCAUUUACGGAAAAACAUAAAUUACAUGAUGCAGAACAAGGUAUAAUUCCAAUUGAAAAUAAAAUUGGAUCAAUUAAUUUUAUCAAAAUGCAUGGUCAAAUACUAGAAAAACGAGAUUGUAUACUUGUUGAUUUACAAAAUUAUGUUCAUAUUAUAGAUUCAAGUAGAAAAGUAAUAUCAAAAUACAUUUUUAUUGAAUAAUUUAUAAAAUAUAGAUUAAGAUAUUUAUUUUAUUAUUAUUAGCAAUUAAAAAAUUAAUAUUUUUCAUUUAAAAAAUUAAUACGACAAGAACACACUUUCAAAGACAUUGUUGAUAAAAUUUAAUAAUAAUGUAAGGAGGAGGAAACUUUAAUAUUUUAUGGGUAAAAGAAAUCUAAAAUUUGGGAUUUUGAAAAUUGAUAAACAAAUGAAACAAGAAAAUAUUCUCAACCUAUUAAAUUUUUUAGGCUUGUUCCUAAAUCAUCAGAAAUAGAAAUUAUGUAAACAAUAAUAAACAAAUAUAUUGAUAGCUAAGAUAUUUUCUAAAUGA
This is a messenger RNA of Paramecium sonneborni, 654 nucleotides long. The record is from the annotation of a GenBank genome assembly. NCBI's taxonomy places the organism in Eukaryota, Ciliophora, Oligohymenophorea, Peniculida, Parameciidae.